Sus scrofa (pig) is the source of this 902-nucleotide messenger RNA. It is a transcript of the gene TMEM35B, whose product is annotated as transmembrane protein 35B. The record is from RefSeq and is a predicted model, not a curated record. NCBI's taxonomy places the organism in Eukaryota, Metazoa, Chordata, Mammalia, Artiodactyla, Suidae.
GCGGCGGGGCCUGCCCGGGGGCGGGCGCCGUCUGGGAGGCCUGCGCGGCCAUGGCGCUCCCGCUUGCAGCUCUGCGCGUCCUUCUGGGCGGCUUCUUCGCGCUCACGGGGACAGCAAAGCUCUCGGGGCAGAUCUCCGCUCCGGUGUCGGAGCAGAUGAAAGCUCUGUUCGUGCAGUUCGCUGAGGUGUUUCCACUGAAGGUGUUCGGCUACCAGCCAGAUCCCAUGAGCUACCAAGUAGCUGUGGGCUGGCUGGAACUGCUGGCUGGGUUGCUGCUGGUCCUGGGCCCACCGAUGCUGCAAGAGAUCAGUAACUUGCUUUUGACUCUGCUCAUGAUGGGGGCCAUCUUCACUUUGGCAUCUCUGAAAGAGUCACUGAACACCUGCAUCCCAGCCAUCAUCUGCCUGGGGCUCCUGCUGCUGCUGGAUAUCUGCUAGCUCUUAGUCUAAACUAAAAAGAUGUUCAGACCUACUAGGAAGAAUUCUCCCAGUGAAUUCAAGGACUCCUGGGAGUAGAGUGUCUCUUGCCUCUUCAUGCCAUGUCACUGUCAAAGCAGGAACAUGGUGGAAGACAAGAGUGCCACCUCAUUGCCAAUACUACCAAGGUCGGCCAGUGUUGAAGUAGACAUCUGGUCUACCUGGCCCUGCUUUCUCGCUUAGAUGGUUACCGCUCUUUUUUGAGGGGUACGUGUUACACAUUCCAGCAUUCCUCAUGUCAUUUGAAAAUAGUAAGUGUAAAUCACCCAAAAUUUUAAUGCCCCAAGUAACUACUUUCAAUUCCUUUGUGUAACUGUACCUUCCAACUUUUUUCUGUGCCUUUAUUUAGAUAUUGUUUAAUGAAAAUGAGAGUUUAUAUUUGACUUUAUUACCUGCUUUUUAAACCUAAUACAUUGUAAUACCAUU